GUCAUGCCUCGGGCCUUCUUGGUGACGGCCCGGCGUUACAGCAGUGGCGCGCCCACGCCUGCGCCCGCCACAGACCUGCCGCAACACAGAGAGAGCAGCCCGGAGCGGCGCGUCAGCCUGGCAGAGGCGCAGCCCGCGGCCGAGUCGGCGUCGGCGUCGGCGUCGGCGCCGGUGUCGGUGGCGCCGCCGCAGCCGCAGCCGCUGGCGGUGUGCCUGCCGCUGCCCGAGCCGGCGCCCGAAGACCUGUACAACCUGACGCAGCUGGCCGAGGUCAGCCUCGCCGCCGCCGCGGGACGCCUCUUCUGCUGGACCGACGCCGACGACCGGCCGCACGCUGUGGGCCACGGGCUGCCCCCGGCGCCGGCCGACCGCGCCGCCGCCGCCGCCACCGGGGAGCCCUGCGUCCCGGCGCAGCCGACGCCGACCCCGGAGACCGCCGCACAGCCGCACCAGCCUCCCGAGCUCAGCCCGGCCCCCGCGCAGGCGCAGCACGCGUGCCCGGACUGCGGCAAGCGCUACAGCACGGCCAGCAACCUGGCGCGCCACCGGCAGACGCACCGCGGGCCGGCCGACGCCAAGGCGCGCCGCUGCGCGCACUGCGGCAAGGUGUACGUGUCCGUGCCCGCCUUCUCCAUGCACGUGCGCACGCACGCCCAGGCCUGCCGCUGCCCCUACUGCGGCAAGUGCUUCUCCAGGCCCUGGCUCCUGCAGGGCCACAUCCGCACCCACACAGGCGAGAAACCGUUCAAGUGCACCAUCUGCGAAAAGGCGUUUGCAGACAAGUCUAACCUGCGCGCCCACGUGCAGACGCACUCCAGCACGAAGCCACACGUGUGCUGCCGCUGCGGGAAGGCGUUCGCGCUCAAGUCCUACCUGUACAAGCACGAGGAGUCCUCCUGCGUGCGCCUGCACUCGCGCGCUCCGCAGUGCGCAGGCGUCGUGGGGGCAGCAUAGGCGGCAGCGGCAGCGGUGGACCCGACCACGUAGUACGACUGUCAGCCGGUCCUUGUCGGCCCCUGUACAGGCGUGUGAUCACACAGCGGUCACUGUCGUCGCUACAGCAAAUUCAUAAACGUUGAAAGAAGAGUUCAGCAGUUGUAAUAAAAAUGUAGGAGAAGUACCACAUACAAGGUUUCUAAUGCAAAUAACACUACAACAAAACGCACAGCAGUACCUCAUACAGUUUUUUCUCUGCUGUAUUCGAAAUUUCUGAUUACAGCAACACAACGUUUCAGUGAUCAUUGUUCACAUUUGAUAUUACUAUUGCAAUUCUGGCAAUAAUUUCAACUUGUAAAACGUAACGAGAAACUGGGUUCAUCAUAAUGUAAUGUAACUACAGUAAAACAAAUUGGCAGUGCUUUGGCAUGAGGAGAAAAUACGUGACUGUAAUUCUAUCAGUGGGUAUUCAUAUGGGUCGAUAACCUGUGCUUCCUAAAAACGUUACUUGAAUCAAACUACUUUGAUGAAAACCGCUGAACCCUUACCCGAUGACGAAUGUGGAAUUGGAGACAGCACUCGUAGCUGUAUUCUUUUCACUGGACUUAUAACGUUCCGUAGUGUGUCGGCUUUAGAAGUUAUUACUCGUAGUUAAACGUAAGACUGAUUUCUCUUACCAAAAUGAAGUCUUCGAUCACAAUAAUACAAAUAUCCAGCAAGUUGAGACUUAUAUCAUGAAAGUAUGUCUCCAGAAGUUAUCUCACAGCUGUGGUGACGUAAGAGGAUCCUUGUGUUUGUUUUUUGAUGCACCGUCGUCGAUCAUUCUGACAACUACCAUCUGUGCAGCUACUCUGCCAUCCACUGUACAGAACAUGAUGGUCGGAAAUCCUGUAUCCUAGUAACGUUGUAUCUGCUAGAGGGCCGGCCGGAGUGGCCGAGCGGUUCUAGGCGCUACAGUCUGGAACCGCGUGACCACUACGGUCGCAGGUUCGAAUCCUGCCUCGGGCAUGGAUGUGUGUGAUGUCCUUAGGUUAGUUAGGUUUAAGUAGUUCUAAGUUCUUGGGGACUGAUGACCUCAGAAGUUAAGUCCCAUAGUGCUCAGAGCCAUUUGAACCAUUUUCUGCUAGAGGGUAUUUCAGGUACAGAUCAUUUAUUUUCCGCUGGGAUACCAAAUACAUCGGCAAAGGCGUAACUGUUUUGUAUUUGUUCCAUUCUACGUACGAUUUGAGUUCAGUUCACAGCUUUGGGUUUCAAAUCAUUUCUGGCUAUACGCAAUCAUAACUGUAUCACUCAUAGGUUGUCAUUUUCUUAUGAUGUUUUUAACUUUCCACUUUCCGUAUUAUUUUUGAUAAACGAGAAAAUAACAAAUAUGACUACCAUUCGUCUAUGGAUGCAGAAAGCUAUCUAAAUAUCGCACCAAGGAUGAUAUUAGUGAGGAAGCCUCAGCAAUGUCUCAACAAUCCUACUAAAUCUGGCGAUGUUCCCACUGUCGCUCUGCUGGAUUUACUAGUGUCAGUCGCGUACAUCUCAGCAGCUGCAUCACUCUAUAGCUACAUCACUUUGCAGUGAUGUCACUGUACAGAAUACUACUAUAGAAGAAUUCUACCCGAAUUCAUAACUCAUAUGCUUAAGAACUGUUAGAUGGUACAAUUUUUCGGUGGCAUACAACAAACAAGGGUCCUAUAUUUCCUCGCAUCUAUUGUGGUAAAACUUCUAUUCUUAUGAUUCAGGACAUCCUGACAGAUCACAAGCUGUUACACAGAAGUCAGUUCAAAUUUCACAACUGCUGCACGUUGUACAGUGGGUUAUCUUGAAUCAACGUCUGAGAUUUACAUUUGUGGCGUAAUUUACGAAACUUUGUAAACUUUUCAGUAAUUAGUAAACUGAUUUUCAAAAACAUAUCUCAUAGUACGCAUGCACUAACUAUUUUUUCACUGCUUUUGUCUGACCACUGUCAAAUACAUGACCAGACGAUCGAUAUUUAUUCCUGUCCCAUGAGAAUUGCUUGAUAGUUCAAUUUCAAGUGUCGCUCUUGUCUUGCUCGUUAGAAAUUCUUUAUAGUCAAAUUAAUUUUGAUUUUAAACGCCUGUGGAACUUAAAUAUGAAUUUACAGCUAUGGUAUUUCUUCCUCGUGCCAAGAUUAAAGUGUGAUUUUUCCCAUUCCGUCAUAAAAUAGUGACGUACUAAAUAACACAAAUACCUGUAAGACGUAUUUUUUUGUAGUAGUAAAAAUGUUUCCUCGAUCUGGGACCAUGUUUUCUGUGAACAGUUGAUAAUUUUUUAUGAUACGUACUAGCCUGAAUGUAGAAUAAAUGUUUUUAUGAACUGAAUGGAGAUAGUGUAUUUUGAUGUGUAUUUUGUAUACCAAACGUUUUAAUAAGCAAUAUUUUUCUGAAGAUAUACUGACGUUGUUUUGAAGUCUGAUGUGUUGUAGUGUAUUCAUGUGUAUAUUGGACGUUAAAUGUCAAAAGAGAAAUAUUCGAUAGAUGCUGGCUGUUAUUGUUAGAAUCAUUAUAUACAUUGUUAGAAAUGAAGUGCUGUGCUGAUAACGUAAACAAAAGUUUUGGAAACAUAAGUUGUAAGAUGUUGCCCUGACUUUUUAGAUAAAACCACAGAUUGGUGUUGCGUUUUCAAAUCAAAAUAAUACUGAUGUUCCAGCUGCAGCCGAGACUAUAACAGCAAUCUAAUAAACGUUUCUCUAUUUUAUAUGUGAUAUAUGAAUCACACAAGUACUUAAGGGUAGGUUUGAAAACUGAAAAAUUGUCCUUCUGAGAGCAGCUACGGUCAUAAAGUGUUCUUUUGUAUAUGUUUCGUGCAAAUGCAGAAAAUGUCACCGAUAAACUUGUUAAUGUGUCUAGUGGUAUUGAAACUUAGUGUUUAUUUUUAUGUCAGAUUAUAGUUGUCUGAGUUUUGUUCUUAUCUCUGGAUCCCUUAUUUUAUUUAAUCACCCGCCCAUCGAACAGCAAUCUGCAGUGCUUCCUUUCCUUCCAAUGGCGUGCAUAAUUCUCAUUUCAUAAGAAUGCAGCUUGCUGGAGGUAUGACGUUUUUGUUUCCGCAUUUCAGCACUUAGCACCAACAGGAUCCCAAGGUUUCUGGUUAUGUUCAGCUGAGUCACUAGCCUUGUACUGCUACAUUUUUAAGCAAUUUCAGAAUGCCAUAAGACUGAGGUAAAUGUUGUAUCAUUGAAUACCGAUAGAAAAACAGUGCCUGCCACUUCAAAUGCGGAACAUACAUUUCAUGAAUUAAAAGCUAGGCUGGGUCUGUAAAUUUAACGUGGUCAGCACUGCAGUUUGCUUCUUCCGGCCGGCGUGUUUACUUCUUUGUUUAUUUUGGUUUCGGACGAGUUCUGCUAGUCGUCGGUGGCGGCGCUGAAGGCUGCCAGCACGGCACCGACUGUAGCGUCCUGUGACUAAACCUUCAAUUGCGGCAGCAUAUGGUAACAUUACGAACUGGCAUCAUAGGAAUGAAAUGCAAAUACGAGAAGAGUUUUCAAAAUCUGAUUUAUAAUUACCGAAAUUUUAAACAAAUGCUGCUACUUUGUGACUAAAAAUAGCUCCGAAAAGGUCGCUGUACAGAAGCAGUGUACGAGGUGAUGUCCGAAAGUUCCCGAAGUAUAUUAAUUAAAAUUAUUAUCUUUUGCAUAAUCUUACUCUGCAUCACCUUCGAUGUAGUCCCCUUGGGAUUGAGUACAUCGAUCCCAACCAUCCUACCACUCUUGAAAUGCGUCCUGAAAGUCUUCCUUAAUUAGAAUGUUUAGUAGCAUUAGCGAUUCGUCUUGAGCUCAUUGUAUCAAAUUUUCAACACAGAACCGUAUCGGCAUCUCGCUACAAGCAUUUGGAAGUCUCGUGACAGGCGUCAAGUGUUAUUGGGUAGCCUUGUAUCCUCCCCCGUGUGACCUUUCGCUGCCGCAGUCAGGUCGAGUCACAGAGAGCGCUGCGCUACGGUUGCCUAAGACGGCCGGCCCGCCCCAGUUUGUACAGUCGUAGCUUAGGAAACAUUAACUCCAGCUAACAGCAUCUAUAACGCGAGGCACCCCGUGCCUCGGCGCCGCUAGUCAGACUCAUGCUUUUAGUUCACUUCUCACUCAUUUUACUUAAUUUAUUGUAUUAUUUAUUUACUUAUGCUCUAGUUAUCAUUAUUUAUUUCUUUAGUUGUUUAGAUUAGUUAGGUACGUAUUACUUGUUCAGUUCUUUAAUUAAAAGGUGAUACAACAACUGUAUGUGAUUAUGUUUUAUGUCCAAGAUCUAUGUAGUUGAGAACUGUGUAAUUAUAUGUCAAGAAGCUUA
Molecule: messenger RNA, 5222 nt
Organism: Schistocerca americana (American grasshopper)
Lineage: Eukaryota; Metazoa; Arthropoda; Insecta; Orthoptera; Acrididae
Product: zinc finger protein SNAI2-like
Exons: 4
Coding region: 4-954 (316 amino acids)
Biological process (GO): regulation of DNA-templated transcription
Molecular function (GO): RNA polymerase II cis-regulatory region sequence-specific DNA binding; DNA-binding transcription factor activity, RNA polymerase II-specific
Source: RefSeq, a predicted model, not a curated record